AUGGCAUUAUCCACAUUGAGUCGAUUACAGCUUACACCCGAUAUGAACAUUUGUCGCACUUUAAAUGGGCUUUGGCAAGUUUCAGGUGGCCAUGGGCAUAUUGACCGAACAGCUGCUAUAAAAGACAUGUUUCAUUAUAUGAAUGCCGGAUUUACUACAUGGGAUUUAGCGGAUAUUUAUGGACCAGCAGAAGAUAUAAUGGGCGAGUUUAUACGUCAGCUACUUUCUGUUCGUGGUAAAGCAGCUCUAGAUAAUCUGCAAAUCUUCACCAAAUGGGUGCCUCAGCCAAAAAAAAUGACGAAAAAGUUGGUUGAAGAAAAUAUCAACAAGUCUUUGAGAAGGAUGGGUGUAGAAUCCAUAGAUUUGCUUCAGUUUCAUUGGUGGGACUAUCGCAACAAUAGUUACCUUGAUGCUUUACGGUAUCUUUCGGAACUUCAGAAAGAAGGCAAAAUUAAACAUUUGGGCUUGACAAAUUUCGAUACUGAACGUUUAAAAAUCAUUCACGAAGCUGGCAUUAACAUUGUUUCUAAUCAAGUACAAUUUUCCAUAAUAGAUCGUCGUCCAGAGAUGCAUAUGAUACAAUUCUGUCAGCAGAAUAAUAUUAAACUGUUCACUUACGGUACAGUCUGCGGUGGUUUGUUAUCGGAUAAGUAUUUAGGCAAAGCGGAACCACGAAGUGAAGAUUUGACAACCGUUAGUUUGAAAAAAUACAAGAAUAUGGUCGAUAAAUGGGGAGGAUGGCAAUUAUUUCAAGAAUUACUUACCGUUCUCAAACAAAUUGCAAAUAAAUAUAAUGUCAGCAUCACUAAUGUCGCUGUGCGUUACAUUUUAGACAAACCCGCAGUAGGUGGUGUAAUCAUUGGUGCUAGAUUAGGAUUAAGCGAACAUCUGCAAGACAAUACCAAAGUAUUUGAAUUCAAUCUCGAUGCCGACGACAAUGAAAAGAUAGAUGAAAUAUCUCGAAAAUCACGAGAUUUGUAUCGGACUAUUGGUGACUGCGGCGACGAAUAUCGAUAA
Rotaria sp. Silwood2 is the source of this 1017-nucleotide messenger RNA. Lineage: Eukaryota; Metazoa; Rotifera; Eurotatoria; Philodinida; Philodinidae. The record is from the annotation of a GenBank genome assembly.